Molecule: messenger RNA, 2679 nt
Organism: Exophiala spinifera
Lineage: Eukaryota; Fungi; Ascomycota; Eurotiomycetes; Chaetothyriales; Herpotrichiellaceae
Exons: 1
Coding region: 1-2679 (892 amino acids)
Source: RefSeq, a predicted model, not a curated record
AUGCGAGCACUAUGGGCCCAAUUACCCAGGCCUAGACUCAGCGGUUGUCCUCGUCUCCGUUUGAUCGAAACAACCACACCUUUAUUGGUACGCAAGACGACCACAGCUCCGCUCAGACGCCGUCCAACGUUCAACGAUGUAUUCACUAUUUUCCUCGCUCCUGUGCUUGCCGCAGUGCUCAUAGUUGACACCAGCUGGAAAGCAAAGCAAAGAAAGGACUGGGAUGAUAAACUCUUCGGUAUUCAAGAAGAGAUUAAAGAGAUCAACGAACGAGAACGCCGAAUUAGAAAUGUUCUUCAGCUUCGGGGUUCCCAUGGAGGACUGUCCCAUCAGAGACGCGGGUAUUCGACGGCUGCAAGGGCUCGAGUAGACGCGGAAGAGAGAUUCGAUGACGAAGUGGAUGUGCCUUUGUGGGAAGAGGACGAGGAAGAUCGGGGGCCGAAUGUCCACAACUCUGGGUUGCGGAGCUAUGCGAAGCAGAUGGGAGACCUGAAGCCUGCCGAAGUAUACGAAAAUGCAAGGUUCUCACCGGCUGAGCUCGCUGGUUUCCAGAGAUAUCAUCGGCUCAACGCUAUCAUGCUAUCCCUGAGACUACUCCUCCACCUCCAGGUCGGACCGAGCCCCUUCUUCAGUCUCGUUCCAGGAGAGGAUGCUGCUGACCCAGAGAAUGUCGAGUUCUCUCAGGACAGCAACCGACUGAUCGAGAUGUUGCGGAUGACUAGGAAGGAGAUGAAAACAUUCAGACGCCGAGAAGAUCUACUCCGCGCUGCCCCUCGUAUCGAAGCUCAAGCGUCCAGAUCUGAUCUGAACAGUUCUAUCCGGGAUCUGACAGCUGCAUUCCGUGCAGGGAACAUAAACGUGGUCGACCUCACAAAUCGCUUUGGACAAGUACUCUUGGAGAGCACUGACGUCCUGUCUGUAUCCUCAUACAUCAACCUGAUCCGAAGUUUUUCAACCAAUGGGAACUACAGCUUGGCCUACUAUGUUAUUGCAGCCUUGAAGAAAAGCAUGUUGCCACUGAACGAUGACGCAGUGUUCUACAUCCUGUUGCAGAUCGGUCAAGUCUGUGAUUCUCGUUCCCUGAACCACAUUCUACCGGAGAUCACGAGGUCGGAUACAAGAGUCAAUGUUGUCAGCAAAUGGAAAAUAGUGCAUGCAAAUGGCCUAGACCUCCCUGUCCCAGCGUCCUUGAAUGUGAGGUUGCUGCAGGUGUUGAUAUAUGCAGCUCUACGGUGCGAACAACCUGAGCGGGCGGAAGGCUGGCUAUCUUUGUUACGAGAGAUGGACUAUGGUGCCUUCAGGAAAAACCAUUUGUUCAGAAGCUUUCUAACGUACUACACACGACACAGCAAUUGGGAGAAGGGGCAAAUCUGGCUCCGCCGUUCAAUCGAACACGCAUCAACCAUCGCAGCAUACACGUACAAGGGCUUCGUACGCUUGAUCUACCGUAUGCUAGACCUCUGCGUCACAUGUCGGAAAUUGCCUGAAUACACAAUCAUCCUGGACGCCGCGAUCAAGUCUGGCAUAAGUCCGCCACUACCCGCCCACAAUCCCAAUAUGCGUAAAGUCAUGUACGCUCGGGGAUGCAGCAUUCUAAACGAGUGGGCGUCUCUUCCUAUCUCUGAGGAGGCUAUCUCGCUCAAGCCUGUGGAGAAGGUCGAAAUGUUUGUGAAAGAGUGUAGUGUUUUCUUGAACCACAUUUCUGAAGCAAAAAAAUCGGCUUCGGAUUUGUCAGAGCAGAACGAUGAUGGCGACUUGGUAUUUGUACCCUCGACUCGCCAAAAUUCUCUAAGGUACGCCGUUCGCCGGCAGCUGAAAUCUGACCAGCCUACCCUAGAAGACGGCACCCACUCGAGCGAAAUGACGAUUGGUGAGCAUGCGAGGAUCAACAGUAGGUUCUUGCAUCUCAACAAUUCCAUAUCUCAUCUGAAGGCCAGCGUGGACAUCGCUGAAGCACGUUAUAAAGCUGCUUUGGAAGCAAACAACGAGCAAGCAGAUACCAUCACUCAACUAGCGCUCACGGCGAGUGAGUUGAGAGGGCAGCUUCAAAAGGUGAAGGAUAGUGAGCGUGACCGCGCAAAGAGAAGUGCAGAACUAGAGACCGAGUUGCGAGAAAAGCUGAACGUUGCUGAGCGGGAGAGAGCACAAGUGAAAGCUCAAAUGGAAGAGACUGUGGCUGGAUUCGAGCGACAAUUACAAGAAUCUCGAGCUCUUCUGAAGCAUAUGCAACAUCUGAAUCAAUCCUCUAUCGAAGAACAAGCCCAACUCAGGAAAGAACUAUCAGAGUUGAGAGCAAUCACCAAACGAUCCAAAGAGCAGCAGCCGCAGCAGCAGCAGAAUAGCAGGACACAGCUGCUGGAUAACACUCACACGAAAACAUUCCGUCGGCGGAGCGCAAGAGAUGAACAGACGAAACCUAUCCCAGCCACUAGACCCUUGAAUAAUAUAUCCGAGACGACUCCUAACCUGGUCAAUGAUCGAUCAUGUCAAGCAUCGGGCCCGGGUCCUAACAUACGCUUCGCCUAUACGACUUCAGACGCGAGUUUUGAACCAGAGGCCAGACAUAGUACCUAUAUGCGAUUGAAGUUAUUACACAGGACGCACGUGAAGCGGCGCCAGUGGAUUCCACCACCUUCAGGAGAAGACAAGAACCUGGUUUCGCCAAAUGUCCACGUUUGA